AUGGAUAUGGCGGAUCGCCGCUCGGACGAGCCUGCUCGGUCGACGGCUCCUUCUGGCCCCUCACUUAUGACGACUGGAGAUGCUGCGGAGUCCUUUGUGCGGCUGCAAGUAGCAAAUACGGGCGAGUACAUCAAGGUGAGAAGCGAGGCAUCGAACCAGGGCUUGUACUGGUUCACGCACGCCGCCGUUCCUGAGAGGUUACUGAAGAAAGUCGUCAAGGGCUUCCCCAAGGCGGCUGAACCAGAACUUCUGAGAGACGAUCUGGUGGAGCGUGCCUUCAGCGUGCGCAACGUGAAGCGAGCCAAGUCCCACGUCACGCACAAGGAGUCGCCUUCUCUGCUGGUGAUCGCCACCGACACACCAGAGAACAGGCGGCUCUACCAGCAGGAACGUGUGGCCAACACAACCGGCACCGUGGAAAACCUGAGGCAGAAGAGGGGCUUGGUACAGUGCUUCCGCUGCCAGGGGAUGGGCCACGUGGCUCGCCACUGCUCUUUCCCCGAGGCGUGCGUUAAGAGUGGCAACACACCAGCCGCCACCUGCAACUCAGAUGCACCUAGUCAGGGCCCUGCGCACGCAAUGCAAGAAGGAGAGCUCGCUGCAGCUGUCUCCGCAGUCUCUGCUGUGAUCGACAUGGCCACGCACCUCGCCGACUCGCUGCAGAGAGCUGCCGAGGCACUGCUGUCCGCCACACCGGCGGCCGCCCAUUAG
Schistocerca gregaria is the source of this 711-nucleotide messenger RNA. RefSeq lists its product as uncharacterized. The record is from RefSeq and is a predicted model, not a curated record. NCBI's taxonomy places the organism in Eukaryota, Metazoa, Arthropoda, Insecta, Orthoptera, Acrididae. Gene Ontology annotation, molecular function: nucleic acid binding; zinc ion binding. Bases 1 to 711 code for a protein of 236 amino acids. The transcript is spliced from 3 exons.